AGCCCGCGGCAGCUUGGUUCCUGCGCCGAUGCUGGGGCUGUAGGCGCCGCGAGGUCGGCUGGUUGCGGCUCACAGGGAGGACGCCGGCGCUCGCCUUCCCUCCGCUGCCCCCGCCGCUGCCAUGAUUCCGGUAUCGCUGGUGGUGGUGGUGGUGGGCGGCUGGACUGCCGUCUACCUGACCGACUUGGUGUUGAAGUCAUCUGUGUAUUUUAAGCAUUCUUAUGAAGACUGGCUGGAAAACAACGGAUUGAGCAUCUCCCCUUUUCACAUAAGAUGGCAGACUGCUGUUUUCAAUCGUGCCUUUUACAGUUGGGGACGGCGGAAAGCAAGGAUGCUUUACCAGUGGUUCAAUUUUGGAAUGGUGUUUGGUGUAAUUGCCAUGUUCAGCUCUUUUUUUCUUCUGGGGAAAACACUGAUGCAGACUUUAGGCCAAAUGAUGGCUGACUCUCCCUCUUAUUCUUCCUCCUCUUCUUCCUCUUCCUCUUCUUCCUCCUCUUCCUCUUCUUCCUCUUCUUCUUCCUCCUCUUCAUCCUCUUCCUCACUUCACAACGAACAGGUGCUACAAGUUGUGGUUCCUGGCAUAAAUUUACCCGUCAACCAACUGACCUAUUUCUUCGCUGCAGUCCUCAUUAGUGGUGUUGUACAUGAAAUUGGACAUGGGAUAGCAGCUAUUAGGGAACAAGUUCGAUUUAAUGGCUUUGGGAUUUUUCUCUUCAUUAUUUAUCCUGGAGCAUUUGUUGAUCUGUUCACCACUCAUUUGCAACUUAUAUCACCAGUCCAGCAGCUAAGGAUAUUUUGUGCAGGUAUCUGGCAUAAUUUCGUCCUUGCACUCCUGGGUAUUUUAGCUCUUGUUCUCCUCCCUGUAAUUCUCUUGCCAUUUUACUACACUGGAGUCGGGGUGCUUAUCACUGAAGUUGCUGAGGAUUCACCUGCCAUUGGACCUAGAGGCCUUUUUGUGGGAGACCUUGUCACCCAUCUACAAGAUUGUCCUGUUACUAACGUACAAGACUGGAAUGAAUGUCUAGAUACCAUCGCCUAUGAGCCUCAAAUUGGUUACUGUAUAAGUGCAUCAACUUUACAGCAGUUAAGCUUCCCAGUUAGAGCGUACAAACGGCUAGACGGCUCAACUGAAUGCUGUAACAAUCACAGCCUUACAGAUGUGUGCUUUUCCUAUAGAAAUAAUUUUAAUAAGCGUUUGCAUACAUGUCUACCUGCCCGGAAAGCAGUGGAAGCCACCCAAGUUUGUAGAACCAAUAAAGAUUGUAAAAAAAGCUCAAGUUCAAGUUUCUGUAUAAUACCUUCUUUGGAAACUCAUACUCGCUUAAUAAAAGUGAAACACCCACCUCAAAUUGAUAUGUUGUAUGUAGGACAUCCACUGCAUCUUCACUACACAGUGAGCAUCACCAGUUUUAUCCCACGUUUCAACUUUCUAAGCAUAGAUCUGCCCGUGGUUGUGGAAACAUUUGUCAAGUAUCUGAUUUCCCUCUCGGGAGCUCUGGCUAUUGUUAAUGCAGUGCCCUGCUUUGCUUUGGACGGACAGUGGAUUUUAAACUCUUUCCUAGAUGCUACUCUUACCUCAGUGAUUGGAGACAAUGAUGUCAGAGAUCUGAUAGGAUUUUUCAUCUUGCUUGGUGGCAGUGUACUUUUGGCUGCCAAUGUGACCCUAGGACUCUGGAUGGUUACAGCACGCAUCAUUAAUCCAGAUUUGAAGGAGACCAGACUUUGGCCAAGUGGAAAGGUGAGCAUUUUCUUGAUCUAUAUUUCUUGUCCCUUGUCGUGUUUGAAAAGUAUUUUAAAAUUAAAUGUGUAUUAUUUUGUACUCUGAAAACUGAAGUCUGAUUAAUUAAAUUCAUAAAAUUCUAUAAAAGAAUCUGCUGGUACAAAAGGGAAAAUCUUUGUCAAAUAAUGCCAAAUAAAUGAACAAAUAGGAAGUAGGGUCUGUAAUAGGGUGAGACAUGUUUUGCCUCACAAGAGUUGCCUCUUUGAUAAUAUGCCCCCAUGUUCUCAUAAAAGCAGCACUAGCCUUGACAUUCAGAGUGAACUGCAGGAAGUAUCUCCCACUUGCAGCAUGUGAACUGAGGCAGUUAGGGGUGAACCUCAGAACUGAGCCAGGUGGGUCUUGUGGCAGAUAACAAGACAGAUCACAGGACCUUCUGCAGUCCUCGUUACUGUUCUCUACAGAGCUUCAAAGCUUGAAAUCCUUCCGGGGUAGAUAUUUUUUCUUGUGCUGCUGGGACUAUCUGGGGCCUAGCUCCUAGGUCCCUGUCUUCAAAAAGCAGUUACCUUAAGUCCUGAACUAUACUCUGUCUUCACCAGUGGCUCUCAUGUUUCUCUGUGUUGGGUAAUUAAGUCCUUGCUUUCCGUCUUUCCCCUAAGCUACCUCUGUGGGUCCACGAAAGACUUGAUAGUAGAGUGAGAAUGGCUACAUGUGAGUACAAAUGUGGAUUUGCCAGAACCUGGGAACUGACUCUUGAGCCCGAAAGAGCCUUGCCUAGUUUGAGAUCUUUUGGACUGGAGAUGCAGCCCAGGAAGAUCUGGAAAAUCGAUAGGCCAGUGUGAAGCUGUUGGUAUUAGAAGUAUAUGAGUAUGCUGUUUCCUUGAUGAAAAAUAUGUGCUUCUCUCAUAUACUCAAGAACAUGAAUAGUUAUGUAUUAUCAACUUUUUCACUAAUUGAGGUAUUCAUGGGUUCACCUCUUUCAGAUUACUGAGUUUCUUUUUAUGCACUAAAAACUUUUUAAUCAUUUUUAAGGAAACUUUAGAUUGUAUUAAAAAUCUGCCUGCCUUCGUAAACAGAAAUUACACAUUGAAUAUAAUUUUAACUUUUUUUUUUUUUUUUUUGGCACACGGGCUUAGUUGCUCCGUGGCAUGUGGGUUCUUCCUGGAGCUGGGAUCGAACCCGUGACCUCUGCAUUGGCAGGCAGAUUCUUAACCACUGCGCCACCUAGGAAGCCCAAUUUUAACAUUUUUUAAUGACUCAAGGUCAUCAGUUAUUACCACUACUUUAAACUGUACAGAUUAUUGGUUUAUCCUAGGAAAAGGGCAUUUGUUCUAUUAUUAGGCAGACAGUCUUUCAGGAUUAAAGUAUAUUAGCAGAGUAAUGGGAAAUACCAUGAAAUACUUACAUAAUUAAUUUGAUUACAUGAAUUGAGCAGUUUACUAAUGGAAGUGCUGUAUACGUGCAGGUCAGUUUUUUUUUUAAACUGAAAAAAAAAUUUAAUAGAUGAAAUUGUCCCCGAAACUUCUUUUUCUGAGUGGAAAAAAAAAAAAAAAACCCCAAGCACGUCAUUUUCUUAUGGCUUUUAAACACCUUGAUCUUUGACUCCCUUGGGUCAGGAUUUGAAUAUUAGGGUAUCUAUUAGGAUAUUGAGCAGAUCAGUCCCGUUUUUACAGAAAUGGCCUCAUUUUGUAAGAAAGGAAAUGUUAUGUGUUGUCUCUUCAGCUUGAUUGUGGGCACUUCUAAAGCAAGGACCAUGUCAUAUUCAUCUUUGCAUCCCUGGCACAGUGCAUGAGACAUCAAAAAUACUUAAUAAAUGGGGUUGAAUGGAUGAUUAGCGUUAUUUGUGGCUUAGAAAAGCAUGUUUCUAUUUAAGUGAGCUGUAAAAAGUAUUAUUGAGUAUUUACUGUAAAUAUAUGUUAACACAAAAAAAUAAUAAGGUCUUUGUGUCCCUGGUAUAUUAUCAUCUUUAUGAAAAUAGUCCAUUUUGGUUUCUGUAGAGCAAUUAGAAAAAUGAAUUAUUUUGAGGAUUUGAAGAAAGUGCGGUCACUUGUUCAACCGUAAAACUUUAUUUUCAGUGUUUCUUCUCUGCAUUGUUUACAUUUUUGAGGGUUGUUUUUAAUCACUUAAAAUCUGUAAAGAAUGUAUAUAUUCUUUUCAGCAUCUCAGUUUGAAAAGACAUGCAGUUAAACUUGACCUUUUGAUAAUCGCUCUUAAUAAGUCAUUAUCUGUUCUAAUGGUAAAUUGUAAACAUGCGCUUCAUGGAUAUGUGGCUCUUAGUCAUCAGUUUGUCCUGUGGUAUUUAUUGAUUGUUCACAUAGUAAUGGUACACAGGUAUUUUUUUCUAUACAUCUUUCAACUGAGCUGUAAUUCAUUCUUAGGCUUUAACUUGAAGAUAUUACAGUUGCUGGCAUUUAAUGUUUAGCAGUAAAAGAAUAAAUGUGUACCAGCAUUCUAUGUUUUAUCAUCUAUGUGUUGUCUUUUUUUUUAAUUUGUAUUCUCUUCUGUCAAAAUUGUUCCCUUCACAUGCAGUACAAUCGUAGAUGCUUUAAAAUUCUUGAUUCUAAAAGCAGCCUCAGUUUUCAUUCAAGCAAUCCGUAUGUGAAAGUUGUUGGUAGAUCACAGAAAGAAGUCUUUUUUAAAUGAAAUCCCUGUGGUCUCACUACUCUUUUGGAAAUGGCCUGUUCAUGGAUGAGGAAAGAAGCCCAUCAUGUUUCAUUAGUGUCUAACAGAAGUCUUCUCUAAGUCUAUAUUUUUAGGAAUUCGUGAAAGAAAGUGUUUGAACUAUGAUAUUUGGUUCUUCUUCACCUUUUGCCCUAGCGUUUCCUCCCUUGUCCACAGAGCCAACCUCCCUCACAUACACACACACACUCUUUCCCUCUCUCCUCCUCCCCUCUUCCUCUCUUUCUCUCUCCUAUCCUUCCCUCUCCCUCUCCCUCCCCCCUACCCCUCUAGUUACUAUUAUGCUCAAGUCACUAUUAUGUACUUAAACUAUUUAUUUUCAGAAUACAGAAUUAUAAAUUUGCCCUCAUAUCUCAGUCCGCACUGGCAUUAGAUCUUGCCUCCUUUUGGUAUGCCUUUUUGGCUUCCAGUGCCUUCAGGCUACGUCUGGUUGUCCAGAGUAUCUCCCCAGGCCUUGAACCUUUUAAAUAUUUCUUCCCCCAAUCAAAAUGGACCUAAAAUCAUAUUUAAGAUGUUGGCUAAGUAUUUUGCUCAUGGGAGCUAUUCAAAAUAAUCUGUGUUCAUGGGUAUAUUCAUUGAUAGUAACAUGGGCAUUUAAAUCUGGUCUUACCCAAGCUGUUUUAACUCAGAAGGAGGCACUGUGAUGAACCAAUAUAGGAGAGAAUUUGGGGUAGGAUGAACUUUGAGGACUAAAUCAGACAAUAGAAAGCUGUACGCAGUCUGGGAUACUGCAUUUCAAAAUAAGCUCUUUUUUAACAAGUUCACUUUAAUUUGCAUUUUUUAGUUAGAAAAGAGGCUAACCUUUUUUUUUUAAAUGUCGAUUGUUUUGUAGAUCUUUUUUAUCCACAUCCUUUGCCCAUAUUUCCCUGCAGUGAUUAUUACCUUCUUACUGCUUGUCAUCAUUCAAGACUGACGUUUUCACAAAGGGUUUGCAGAUAUAUUGGCCCAUACCUUAACUUCUUUUACAGGUCCUUGACUUUCAUACUUUAUUCCUAGCAUUCUUAUCUUCCCUUUCAGCCACUUUGUUUCCAUCCUUUAAUGGCUUCUAAUUUUCUUCCUAGGCCUUCUGUAUCACCAGAAAUCUACAGUGGGUGGUAGCACUUAGCAAUUUACAGAAUUUUCACUUCUCCAGUUCAGGCCAUCCCCUUUUCUGUUAUGGAAAUACCUGGGAAAAAGAGGUUGGUAAUCAGGAGUUUUCUUUGGGAAUAUAGAAUUGCAACAGAAGGAGAUAGAUAAUGUAAUUUAGGGGGCUUUAUAGAAUAGUUUUUACUAGAAAAGAAAUGCAAGUUCAUUACAGAAAACAUGUUAAAUGAAAGUAAAUUGUAAUUUCUUGAAAAAAAUAGCAUUAUAUUAUAGAUAAUUAGUAAGCUGCUUUUUAAACUUGAUAAUGUAUUAUAAGCAUUUUUCAAUGUUAUUAAUGUUCUAGUGUUAUUUUAAUGGCUAUAUAAUAUUGCGUGUUAAAUAUGCCAUAAGUUAACCCCUAUUAUUUCCAGUUUUAUAAUAUUAUAAACAAAGCUGUGAGGAGUAUCCUUAUAACUAUAUCUUCUUGCAUAUCUAUGCUUUUGGAUAAUUCUAGAAACUCUUAAGAUAAUACUAAAAGGAAAAAUUGGUAUCUUGAAAUUGAACAAAGUUUUAUAUACACAUAUUGCCUUGUUGCAUUUACAUUUUUUUCUGUUAAUUGGGUAAGGAAAAAUGGCAUCUCAUUUUAAUUCUCAUUUCUUUGAUUAGAAAAGAGGUUAAAUACUUUAAAAUGUAUUUAUUGGCCAUUGUUUCUUUUUGUUUAUCCCCAUCCUUUGCCCAUUUUGCGUGAGAGUGAUUAUUGUCUUACUGCUUUUCUUCAUAUUUUGAUUUAUUAAAUGUGAAUAUAUUAAAACAUCAUUUAAGUAUAAUGCUUAUUUUUAUGUUUUCAUGUAUCAUAGUCUGUCAGUCUUUGCCUUGUGCUUUCCACCUUUGAUAUGAUUUGAAAGUCUUCUCAAGAUUUUAUAAAUACUCACAAAUAUAUUCACAAACAUAAUAAUUUUAUGAUUUUGUUUUUCAAACAUUCAAAUCUUUACAUGCAGUGGAUUUUGAUGUUGGUGCAAAGUAGGGAUGUAAUGUUUUGUUAUCCUCAAAUGAUUAACCAGUCAUCUCAAAGGAGAUAGUUUUGUCUUAAGAGAUUUUUCAUACCAGCGAGGAAGAGGCAUAAAUUUAUAUCCUUUGGAGAGAAUAAAUAUAAGUGAAAUUAUCUCUUACUUGGUAAAUCAUUCUUAUUUAUAUAGGAGGCAACUAUUUAUUAUUUUACUUUUUUAAUUCAUUAAUACAAUGAACUGAGAGUAUAUCUCAUGUGUUUUAAUUGAAUAGAGUGCUUAAAUAAUUUAUUUUCCUUA
Molecule: messenger RNA, 6762 nt
Organism: Hippopotamus amphibius kiboko
Lineage: Eukaryota; Metazoa; Chordata; Mammalia; Artiodactyla; Hippopotamidae
Gene: MBTPS2
Product: membrane bound transcription factor peptidase, site 2
Exons: 12
Coding region: 122-1825 (567 amino acids)
Biological process (GO): membrane protein intracellular domain proteolysis; regulation of response to endoplasmic reticulum stress
Cellular component (GO): cytoplasm; PcG protein complex; membrane
Molecular function (GO): metalloendopeptidase activity; DNA-binding transcription factor activity, RNA polymerase II-specific; RNA polymerase II cis-regulatory region sequence-specific DNA binding
Source: RefSeq, a predicted model, not a curated record